AUGGAACGGUUAGGCCACGGGUCGUACUCCUCGAUCGCGGAGGAAGACUUCUUGUCCGCGGUCACGUCUUCGCAUACGUGCGUCGUGCACUUCUCCUUGGACGAGUUUGAGAGGUGCAAAAUUCUCGACAAACACUUGCAAAGCUUGAGUCAGAAGUAUUUCCAGACGAGAUUUAUGAAGGCAAACGCGCCGGAUUUGCCGUUCUUUACGGAAAAAUUAAACGUGAAAGUUCUGCCGUGUUUGAUCUUGUUCAAAAACGGCGUCGCGUUCGAUCGAAUCGUCGGGUUCGAGGAUUUCGGAAAUAAGGACGAUUACAAGACGAUGGCUUUAGAGAAACGGUUGUUAGAGGCGGGCGCUGUUGAAGAGGAAGAGAAGGCCAUUGAAGAGGAGGAGAAAGGAGACGAACAAAUCGAUAAGGAGGAGGUGAUGAGAGAGUUAGCAAACAGACGCAUGAAGAGAGGGUUCCACAAGACGGAAAGCGACGAGGAUAGCGAUUUUGAUUGA
Messenger RNA from Bathycoccus prasinos, 504 nucleotides. RefSeq names its product thioredoxin domain-containing protein 9. Gene Ontology annotation, cellular component: cytoplasm. NCBI's taxonomy places the organism in Eukaryota, Viridiplantae, Chlorophyta, Mamiellophyceae, Mamiellales, Bathycoccaceae. The transcript has a single exon. The coding region runs from base 1 to 504 and encodes 167 amino acids. The record is from RefSeq and is a predicted model, not a curated record.